This is a messenger RNA of Mycena indigotica, 1362 nucleotides long. Its product is annotated as tRNA-int-end-N2 domain-containing protein. Gene Ontology annotation, biological process: tRNA-type intron splice site recognition and cleavage. The record is from RefSeq and is a predicted model, not a curated record. Gene Ontology annotation, cellular component: tRNA-intron endonuclease complex. The transcript is spliced from 5 exons. The coding region runs from base 1 to 1362 and encodes 453 amino acids. Lineage: Eukaryota; Fungi; Basidiomycota; Agaricomycetes; Agaricales; Mycenaceae.
AUGGAUGACUCGCUUGAACAACCAGAUGCAAAACCACCUGUGGUAAAUGUCAACACAGAUGCACAUGAAGAAGGUGGAGAUGACUCGGAUGAUGACGGAGAUGUCGUUCUUGACUGGACAAAACUUGUCACAGCGCGUCCCGUUAUACCACGCCGCGGAGAAAAGGAAUUUGAGCCUCAACCCGGCGGAGGAUCAGGACUGCAAGUUCAUGUUCUCGAUCGAGCGAGAAAUGCUAUGUUCGAUGCCAUUCGCGCAACGAGAACGAUAUCUAGCAAAGUGGUCAGCUACACGAUGUGGCAUCCCCAAAUAUCGAGGGCUCACGUAGUUCUUGCACGCGGAACCCAUUAUAACACCCUUGGCCAUUCCGUUCCGCGUCCCAUCCAAACUGAUGACGGGAUCCAGAAGACACAAAAAAGACUAGAACUUCUUCCCGAAGAGGCUCUUUAUCUUAUUGAAAGAGGCUCUGCAUUUUGUUGGAAAGAAACCGACUUGGAUGUCACCGAGGUCGAUGGUGCCGAACCCGUCUUGGGCGCUCCAAUGAGCGUUCAUCAGGCAUAUACCGAAAUGAUUGGCUCUCAAGACCUCACUUUGGAGCGGUAUCAAGUGUACGCCUAUCUCAAGCGACUAGGUUAUGUGGUCACACGCACUACGCCCCCCAACCCUGAAUAUCCCAUCCCUCCUCCCUUCGAUUUAUCUCCUCUAAACAAGAAAAUAAUGCCAAUCUGGGACAGAAUUCGCGCCUUUUGUCCUUCUUGGAUCACGCGCUUGUUUGUUGGCCAAUUCGACUGGUGGAGACCACUUCGCCUGAGCAAAUGGUCCUUCAGUGGCCGAAACUAUAGCACAAUGUUCGAUGGCUUGCGUUUCUUAAGAUCGGGGCAUAGCAUUCCACUCCUCGUACCUAAAACUGCUCCUGCAAUUGGCUUACCAACACGAUCCUCGCCAUACCACAUAUUUUUCAACGUCCACAAACCCGCAACUUCAUACCGAAAAACAUCUCCCUGUCCUCCAGACUACCAAAUUGUGGUCGUCAAUGCACGAACAACACCAAUGCCGAGCCUGCGCGAACUUACCGAGUUAUUUGAUGUGUCUCCCGAGCUACCGCCACCACUUCCGCGGCAACGACGUCCUGGCAAAGCUACCUUCCAGCCAGGGCCAGUUGCUCCUCCUCCUUCGUGGACCAAACGAUUGCAAGAUUGGUUACGAAACAAGCCGCCAAAAUACGUACCACCUCCAAGGAAACCUCACCCAUUUAUGGUGAUGAAAUCGGGAAAAAAGACGGUCAUCGUUGCAGUUGUGGAUGCAGGUAAUAUUGGCUUUUUCCGCUUUGGACAGGGCGCCUUCGAAGAGAUGCCGCUGGUAUAG